GGGCUGGGAGACACGAUGCGCCGCGUUCUCCGGCUGCUGCUCGGCUGCUUUCUCACCGAGCUCUGCGCCCGCGUGUGCCGGGCGCAGGAGCGAGCGGGGCAAGAGCAGCUGGCGCAGCUGGGCGGCGUGGUGGUGCUGACUGGGGGCAACCGCUCUGGGGCAGCCUCCGGGGAGGUCGGCGAGGGCGCGGGGGUCUCGGACGCACCCCCGACCCGGGCGCCCACGCCGGACUUCUGCCGGGGCUACUUCGAUGUCAUGGGCCAGUGGGACCCGCCGUUCAACUGCAGCUCGGGCGACUUCAUCUUCUGCUGCGGGACUUGUGGCUUCCGGUUCUGCUGCACGUUUAAGAAGCGGCGCCUGAACCAGAGCACCUGCACCAACUACGACACUCCACUCUGGCUGAACACCGGCAAGCCCCCCGCGCGCAAGGACGACCCGCUGCACGACCCCACCAAGGACAAGACCAACCUGAUCGUUUACAUCAUCUGCGGGGUGGUGGCCGUCAUGGUGCUUGUAGGCAUCUUCACCAAGCUGGGACUGGAGAAAGCGCACCGGCCCCAAAGGGAACACAUGUCCAGGGCCCUUGCAGACGUCAUGAGGCCGCAGGGCCACUGCAACACGGACCACAUGGAGAGAGACCUCAACAUUGUGGUUCACGUGCAGCAUUAUGAGAACAUGGAUACCAGAACCCCCAUAAAUAAUCUUCACCCUACCCAGAUGAACAACGCAGUGCCCACCUCCCCUUUGCUGCAGCAGAUGGGCCAUCCACAUUCGUACCCAAGCCUGGGCCAGAUCUCCAACCCCUAUGAACAGCAGCCCCCUGGCAAAGAGCUCAACAAGUACGCCUCCUUGAAGGCCGUCGGAAGUUCUGAUGGUGACUGGGCAGUGGCGACACUUAAGUCACCAAAAGCGGACAAGGUAAAUGACGACUUCUACUCCAAGCGCCGGCACCUGGCCGAGCUGGCCGCCAAGGGGAACCUACCUCUGCACCCUGUAAGAGUGGAGGAUGAGCCGCGGGCCUUCAGCCCCGAGCACGGCCCCGCCAAGCAGAACGGACAAAAGUCUCGCACCAACAAGACGCCCCCACAUCCCCUGGCCUACAAUUCCACCACCAACUUCAAGAGCUGGGAUCCCAACGAGCAGUCUCUCCGGCGGCAGGCUUAUGGCAACAAGGGCAAGCUUGGCACGGCUGAGUCAGGCUCCAGCGACCCCUUGGGAACUCGCCCCCAGCACUACCCACCCCCACAGCCAUAUUUCAUCACCAACAGCAAAACAGAAGUGACUGUGUGAGCUUUCGCUACAGGGUGCAUCCUGGAGAGCACACUCAACUGAGAGGCAAAAAAACAGUCCGGCCCACACCCUCCCUGGCCUCCCCCGACACAGCCACCCGCACACUCACUCUCCACACCAACCGACCAGCAACCUGCUGGUGACAAUGGAAUUACGUUUUUCCUAGGUCAUGCCUAACACGUGUUGGCGGGCUGCUGAGCAGGAAUGAAGCAUGGACAUCCAGCAAUACAGCAAGGGGAAACUGAAGCACCGUCUUUUGACUUCAGGCCCAAGGUUGCCGACUCACAUGCCCAAACUGUGGGGCUAAUUUUCCUCUUCCUCUUAACUUGAAACUAAAAUCCAUGAUGAAACAUAACAGUAGCACAAUGUAGAGAAAUCGUCCAUUUGAGCACAUAUACCAUUUGCCAGGAUCUGUCUGUUUCUGGGUGAAUGAGCCAGGGUGCAAGGCGGGUAGGAAAUGAGGGUGGACACUCGAGAUGAGAGUUCUUGAAAAGAGGAGUCAUUUGGGAGGAACCUGUGCACAUUAUAAGCAUUUUCUAAUCCCAAGAAGUGGCGAUGUGGGCACAAAAUUUUGACGAGCGUGAGACAGUAACUGGACCCUAACCAUUUAUAGUCCUUUUCAUAUCAUUCAUGUUGGAAGCAAAAAACAACACCUACUCAGACUUGCAAAACGUAAAUGACCCUGAACCCACCAACAGUGAUGGGAAAGAAGGAAGAUUUUAGGACUCCCAUUAAGACCAUGACCAUGGCUAUGGGAGGGAUGGGCUCUUAUGGCAGGCAGAGGGUCCAGAGAGUACUAAAUACAUUUUUUUAGAGAAAAAAAGAAAAAUGAAGUAUAAACCUACUACAAAACAGACAAGAACAACAAAUUCGUUUUUUGUUCCAAAUCUUCAAGACUUAGGAAAUCAACAAUGGCAUCAAGAACAAUUAAAAGAAAAAUCACAGCUGAAAAGUUGACAAGAGGCGAGAAGGGGACACAGAGCGUCCGAUUGCUGGCACGUCCCCCUUGCCUCUGAGACAAGACACAGACACUAACCAGUCCUCCACUGUCAAUCUCCGACUCCCUUCCCUUCAGCCCGUUGCCGCCGCCGCUGCCGAAUUUCAACUGCUUUGGACUGAAAAUGUCAUAAGCGUGGGUGGUGCCUUCAAUGUGUUACUGUUUAAUGACAGUCUUAUUUCCCAAGUGCAACCUGUGUUCUUUUAGCCUCCCUCCCUCCUGUUUUUCUGCAGUGGUAGAUGUUUUCAUCUUCCCUUUAUUGGUGAGCCCACCCCAUCAUACCCUCUGAGGGGGCUGCUGCAGUGUCAGGGGUACCUAAACACCAAGAUCUCCCUACCUCCCACACUGUCCAUGAGUUCUACCAUUUACAGCUUCCCAAACCUAUUAAACAUUUCUGCAUCCCCUAAUUCCCAGGGACCCUCCAAACCACCAUUCCAGAUACUCAAGUGCACUCAUCUCCCAUCCAGAAUUCCCUGAGGUUGUAUUCAGGUUGGUUCUCAUGGCCAGUAGACCUUGGGUGUCCCAACAAAGGCAAUUUUCAUGCUAGUUCUUUUUGUUUUGUGAAAGUCCAAAGAGAGCCGUUGAGAGAGAAGAGGUCUGCAUUUAAGGUGCGAAAUUUUCAACUAGUCCCUAAAGUUCUUAGCUAGUUGACAGGGACCUUCAAGAGACCUCUAGCUGUUCCGAUGUCAGAGGCUGCCCAUGGUCCCCAAAAGACUCCGAGCAUAUGCUGGGAUGCUGGACUCCAAGUUGUGUCUCACCCAGCUCUCCCUCUGACAUUGCAGAAUCAGGGAAACCCGGUGGGCCUUCUCCUGUUCGCUCCCAGCUGAUCUGGAGACCUUGACAAUGCUUUUGUCUCUCUGGGCUUUAGUCUUCUACCUGAAACAUGGAAAGUGGAGGCUUGAUCAAGCUUUUUAAGCUUUUUGAAAUAACAAAACUUCAGCCCAUUUUUAAAAAUGAAAUUGUGCACAGAAACUACUACAUAAGAACUUCUUUCAUAACAAUGUUCUGUGCUGGAUGAAAUGGGUGGGAGAUUUAGUGCCCACUUUCUCAGCCUCUUUGCAGGGACCCCAAUGCUCCCCAGAGUGGACUAAACACCACUGGGCUUAGUUUCCUUGACUUAGUUAUCUGUGUACCUACCACACACUUGGGCAUCUCUGUAUCACUGGCACAGUAUUUGUACCUAACUCGAUUCAUUUUUAAUACAUUUGACUUUUAAAAGAAAAACUUCCUGCCAUCAUCACAAAUAGAAAACCAGUAUCAGUCACCCUAAAUAGUAAGUAUAAAAAUAAGUACAAAGGCAACAAAGCAAUUGUCAAGUUCUAGCUAGAUGCGAUUGCCUGUGGAAGGGUCUGAACAUAGAGCCUGGUGUGUUUUCUCUCUCUCUUCCAGUCUCUCCCUCCCCCCUUCUCUCCCUCUCUACUCCCCAUCUCCACUCCUCUCUCCUCACUCUCUUUAUUAAAACAAGAUUAACAGAUACUAAAGAGCUGUUAAAGAUAUACCAGCAUCUAAUGAAGAUUUUCUCCUUGAAGUAACCAGAUGGACUGACAAAAAUGCAAAGGGAAUCAUUUCGUAUGUGACUCAGUGUUAAUUAGUGCUAUGUCCAUGUACUACUUAAAACUGUUUUGCGUACGCUAGUGGUACACAGCCCAUGCUUCAGGAAACACUGGGCUGGCUUAUCUGGGAGGUCCCCUCCAGCUCAAACAUUCUGUGGUUCUUGGCUCCCUCUUAGCUCACCUUUGCUCCUUGCUCUCAACUCACUUCAUCUCACUGUUAUCCCAACCCUGAUUAAGGACCUUUCUUGGUCUCUAAAUCUACAGGAUUUUAUUUAUUCUCCAUGUUCAUUCUCCUCUGAGUCAACAUCAUGCAGUGACUUCUGUCAGUUGGAGGGCCUGCAGCAACAGUGUGGGCAGCAAAGCUGUGGCAUGGGAAGAAGGACGUAGCAGCGAUGACAGCCCCCGAAGAACAGCGCUUCUCAGUCUCGUGACCUUCCCAUUGGCUUUGAGAACAAACUGAGGGGGGGAGUGUGGCCAGGGAAGUGUAUCCUUUGGCCUCCUCUGGGGCGGGAAGACAGACCUCAUGAUGCUGCAAGAGUGUAACGAGGGAUGACCUAGGGAACUGUGACCACCGUGGAUCAGCAAGGACCCAACAGUUAGAGGAGGGAGACAUAGAAGAGAAAGCAGAGUAAAGCAGAGAGACUGUCCCUUCCGCAUCCCAUGCCCUGGCACUAGCUUCUACUUGCCUUUACCUGUCCCGACUUCCAACACCAUGGGACCAGAGUCUGACUCCCCUUGGCCCCGCCCCCCCCCCCAGAGUGUCUCAGCCUCCAUCUGCCUUGGGCUCUGCCUGGCCUCCCCAUCUAACUCCCCCCAGGUUUUUGUGCAAAUGGAGCAUAUUUUAUGUGCGAAUAUUUUAGUAACCGUAUGUUCUGCAAGUAAACCUGUGUUAAUACUCGUCAACAACUGCAGAGUUUAUGAUACCAA
Pteronotus mesoamericanus is the source of this 4767-nucleotide messenger RNA. It is a transcript of the gene SHISA9, whose product is annotated as shisa family member 9. Lineage: Eukaryota; Metazoa; Chordata; Mammalia; Chiroptera; Mormoopidae. The record is from RefSeq and is a predicted model, not a curated record. The transcript has 5 exons. Gene Ontology annotation, biological process: regulation of short-term neuronal synaptic plasticity; regulation of AMPA receptor activity. Gene Ontology annotation, cellular component: AMPA glutamate receptor complex; postsynaptic density; dendritic spine membrane. The coding region runs from base 16 to 1290 and encodes 424 amino acids.